Molecule: messenger RNA, 1961 nt
Organism: Zychaea mexicana
Lineage: Eukaryota; Fungi; Mucoromycota; Mucoromycetes; Mucorales; Lichtheimiaceae
Product: P-loop containing nucleoside triphosphate hydrolase protein
Exons: 9
Coding region: 35-1807 (590 amino acids)
Cellular component (GO): nucleolus
Molecular function (GO): GTP binding
Source: RefSeq, a predicted model, not a curated record
GCUCUGUUGCAUAUAACAAAAGUUAUCAUUAACAAUGGGAGCCAUAGGAAAGAAAAAUGCUCGUGAUGUUAAACGCCAGACUGGCCGAAUAAAGAAAGAUCCCGGUAUCCCAAAUCUGGAUCAUUUCAAAAAGAAACAGGCCAACAAAGAAGAAGAACGCCGGAAAAAGGCUGCCGCAGCGAAAGAACGACAAUCACAAGCACGUCAACAACUACAGAACAAAAACAGAAAGUUCGGACAAAGCGCGUCAUUAUUAGAUAUGGUUCAGAACGCUCAGCAACGAGGACAAGCAUUUGACGAUCAACAUGAAAGUCAGUUGGCUGAUGAGGGCAAAAUGCUAAAGGAUGCCGCAUUGACGGGUGAAAAGGAUAACUCGAAAAAGGCCUAUUUCCGUGAAUUUAAAAAGGUGCUCGAGCAUGCGGAUGUGGUAUUGGAAAUUCUGGAUGCACGCGAUCCUCUUGGUACUCGAACACGCCAUGUGGAGCGCAUGAUUAUGGAAAGUGGUACAAAUAAGAAGAUUAUCCUGGUGCUGAACAAGAUUGAUUUGGUGCCCAAGGAAAACGUUGAACAGUGGUUAAAGUAUCUACGCAACGAAUACCCGGCCAUCGCUUUUAAAUCAUCGACCCAAAGCCAACGACGGAACUUGGGGCGCGUAAAUGUCUCAGCUGACGAGGCAGCCGAGCAUUUGUUGAGCGGCUCCGAGUGUUUGGGUGCGGAUGCGUUGAUGGCUCUGUUGAAGAACUAUUGUCGAAGUGCACAGAUCAAGACGUCAAUCAAUGUCGGUAUCAUUGGCUAUCCAAACGUGGGCAAAUCGUCUGUGAUCAACUCGUUAGCACGGGCCAAGGUGUGCGGCGUGGGGUCGACGCCUGGUUUUACAAAGGUUGCACAACAGAUUACGCUCGAUAAGAACAUUAAACUUCUCGAUUGCCCUGGUAUCGUAUUUGCAACCCAAGGACAAGAUGGCAAGAGCGAUGCCGAGAUUGUUUUGCGGAACUGUAUCAAGGUUGAGUUAUUAGAGGAUCCAGUAACACCAGUGGAAGUAAUUGUAUCAAAGAUCCCUACCGAGCAGCUGAUGAUGAUGUAUGACGUUGGAUACUUUAACAACGCACAUGAAUUUCUGGUAUUACUCGCACAGCAGCGUGGAAAGCUGAAAAAGGGUGGUGUAUCCGAUAUCCAUCUAGUGGCGCGAGCGGUUCUGCAAGACUGGAAUGGCGGCAAGAUCCCCUUUUAUACCCUUCCGCCAGCAAACAAGCCAUCGCACGAUCUGGGCAGUGCCAUUGUCUCUUCGUGGGGACAAGAAAUUAACAUUGACCAGCUGCAAGCCGCUGACCAGUCAGUGUUGAGCGGAUUGCGAGGCUCUGCCGAUUUUGGUGGUAAUGCGGUAGUAAUGCAAACGACCGAUUUGGACAUGAUGGAUGCCCAUGACGACACUGCUGCUACUACUACUACCCCGUCAGAGACUGGCAGCAUGAUGAUGGAUGACUCUGGCGAAGCAGUGAAUUCAUCCGGAUUGACAGUGCAGCUCGAGCGCAUGCGCAUGAAAAAGAAAGGCGCGGGAUCUGGCCAGCCGCAGCGGGUGUUUACGGCCAUGGAAGAAGAGCUGAUGAACAGUCUUCAGCGCAACCAGAUGCUUGCCAAGGAACGUAAGCAGAUGCAAAAGAAGCUGCGCAAGCAGACGCAGGGUGGUGAUGGUGAGAGCAACGAAGGCGACUACGGGUUUGCCAUGGCCAAGGAAGAAGACGAGCCAAUGGCAAUGAUGACAAACGACGUGCAACUACUCCCUGACGAUGAAGAUGAAGAUUUGUAAUUCAUUGGUGCGCGGGUUUUUGCGUGUCGCACCGAUUUCCUUAAAGUUAUCCGACCCUCUCUAAUAUCAACUAUCACCUCCCCCCCUCCCCCCUCCUCCUCCUCUCCCCGUAUAAAUAAUCAGCAUCUCCAGAGUUUUUUAUUCUUUUUUCUGU